This is a messenger RNA of Dentiscutata erythropus, 295 nucleotides long. The record is from the annotation of a GenBank genome assembly. Lineage: Eukaryota; Fungi; Glomeromycota; Glomeromycetes; Diversisporales; Gigasporaceae.
UAUAGACACUGUAAAAACUAGAUUACAAGGUCAAAAAUUUACCAAACCUCCAAAAUAUCAAAAUAUGCGAAAUGCUUAUACCACAAUUUUGAAGCAAGAAGGACUUGUGCGUGGAUUAUAUGGUGGGGUGACACCUGCCAUAAUAGGAUCCGUACCAGCGACAACUAUUUAUUUUGGAACAUAUGAAAUUACAAAACGUAAGAUUACAGCUUUUGGAAUACCAGACACUAUUGCACAUUUAACGGCUGGAUCCGUGGGCGAUGUGAUGGCAUCUUCAGUUUACGUUCCUUCUGAA